AUGAGACCUCAGCCCAUGCAGCGUCGAUCAACCCUUAAGCGAUCAAUCGAUGAGACCAGUUUCAUGGAGCCGCCCUCCAGUCCCUCCAAACGCUCUCGCGUGACUUUUGAUUCUGAUGUGGAGAUCGUGUCUGCGGACGAGGAUGAGGACGUGGAUCCCCUCGUUGUCAAAGAACAAGUACGGAGAGCAAUCGAACGACAUCGGUUUAGAGAAGACGAGGCAUACGAACGUGUGAAGGGUUAUUUCAGUACCUCGCCGGACAACCCAAAUGCGCCGUCCACAAAGGUGCUCAAGUUUCAUCUUCAGGCCCUCCUAGCCAAUGUCACAUCCCUCGAUAAGGACUGCAGUGGUCUCGUCGACGCUGUGCUGAAUAGUGAAUGGGUGGGACGAGAUGAUCAGUACUAUGCGAUUUUUGUCAGAUUCCUCAACAACCUGGCUGCUGCCCAACGCGGCUAUCAGCGCAAGAUCAUGUCGGUCCUGGUAGAUCUUCUAGGACCUCAGAAAACACGACGAAUCGAAAGCUCGACCCCUAUCCGACAAGCAAAAAUCCAUCGAAGAAUUCUGCAAGCCAUUCAGCACAUCACCAUCAAUGUUCCUUCGUCGCCCGCUGCUCUUGCCGAUCGAGUUUCCUCCCGCCUCCAGUUUGAUUUUGAUAAGGCAGAUGAGCGCAUGACCUACAUACGCAACUUCAUGGAGAUGAUCAAAUAUGUGCCCGAGCUCACGUCCGAAAUUCUCACCUGUGUCUUGCGAGAACUGAUCAAGCUUGACGUCUCGGUUCAGGUUGAUCUCGAUGAAGAAGAGGAGGAUGCGGAGGACGAUCUGCUCAGCCACAUGUCCUCGUCGCAGACACUGGUUGCACAGUCAUCUCAGGACAUGCUUGGCGGCAGACUCGACGAUCAGAGCGAUGAUAUCAGCACCAGCGACGAAUCCGAGAUGGAUGAAGAUGAAGAUACCGACCCGGCCACCGCUCGUCGGCGCAAACUGAAAGAGGAUAUCAAGCAGGUUGACCUGAUUAUGGACAUCAUGUUCCAAUACUACGCCAAACUUACCACUUCUGCUGCAAUCCAAACCCGUGAUAAUGCCGUCGAGCAGCUUAUCUCUCAAUUCCACACCCACAUCCUUCCGACGUACCGGGCCCGUCAUCCGCAAUUCUUGGUCUUCCACUUCGCCCAAGCAGACCCCAUCAUCGUCGAUCGCUUCGUCACGUCGUGUGUCGCUGUUCUUGUCGACAAGAAGCAGCCGCACCUUCUGCGGCACAGCGCUGCUGCCUAUUUCUCCGGCUUCGUCGGGCGCGGUGCCCAUGUCUCCCCACAGGUCGUGCACGAUUGCCUAGACCUGCUCUGCGACCAUCUGACCAUCUUGCGCAAAUCGUACGAGCCCACGUGUCGCGGUCCGGACUUGAAACGCUACGGCGAUUUCUAUGCCGCCUUCCAAGCAAUUCUGUACAUCUUCUGCUUCCGCUGGCGAGAUAUCGCCUCUGCCCAUUCCGACGACGAUUCCGACUUCGACAUCGACGAGGACGAAGUUGAGACAUACCACUUUGCUGAGUCGCUCCGCGAGUCACUUCGAGCGGCGAUCUAUUCCCCGCUCAACCCCCUGCGCGUCUGCACCCCGGUCAUCGUCGAGCAGUUCGCGAAGUUGAGUCACGCGCUCCAACUGUUCUAUGUCUACCCGAAACUGGAAGAGAACAGACACGUGCGAGUUACCGAGCAUAGGCGCGGCGUGUCUGAUUUGACCAUCAGCAACCCGGAUCGGGAUUUGAGUUGGGUCGGAGACAAUGGAAUGCUGGAAGGAUAUUUCCCGUACGACCCGUAUCAUUUACCCAUCAGCAAGCACUGGAUCGAGGGAGACUAUGUAGAGUGGAAAGGUAUCCCUGGAGAGGAGGCCGAAGACACAGAUUCUGAAGAUGACGCAGGGAUGGAUGUCGGGGGAGCGGACGAGGAUGACGACCUUGGUCACGAAUCCGGCGAAGGAUGA
Molecule: messenger RNA, 1977 nt
Organism: Fonsecaea erecta
Lineage: Eukaryota; Fungi; Ascomycota; Eurotiomycetes; Chaetothyriales; Herpotrichiellaceae
Exons: 1
Coding region: 1-1977 (658 amino acids)
Biological process (GO): transcription initiation at RNA polymerase I promoter
Cellular component (GO): nucleus
Molecular function (GO): RNA polymerase I core binding; RNA polymerase I general transcription initiation factor activity
Source: RefSeq, a predicted model, not a curated record